GUCGACACGAACGUUUAGCUAACAGUGACAGUGAAAAACGUCGCCCAGUUGGUACAAAGACCAGGGUGCAGAUUUUUAGUUGUGCAAGGCUUGUCCUAGGUCAAGAGUGUGUCCACCAUGUCUGGAGUGAGGAUCAGGAGGGCGGAGCUGACGGACAGAGAGGCUGUCAUUGAUGGUAUAGGGGAUGUGUACUGGGGGCUGGACUACCUACCGGAUCUCUACACCCAGUUUGUCACUCAUCCGGAUUUCCUCAGUUUUGUGGCUGUAGACGGGCAGGAAGUGCAAUUCUUGUUCUGGGAAGUUGCUGUGGGUACUUUGCCGUCUGUUGAGCGGAGCCAGUCCCCGAACGUCGCAGAGAUGACGUCAGCUGACCUGGAAGCUUUAUUCGCCCACGAACAAUCCCGGAAACGGAUCUUCCCACAAGACAUACUGUCGUCCUUCUUCGUGCCUUUCCGGUGUCGUCCGGAGAAUAUGGCGCACUUCAUCAACGACAGGGCCUCCUGUGUGGCCUCAUACAGGGCAGACGACACCACACCUGGUUCUGACGUAACGCCACACGUGAAAACAGUGACGUCUGCUGGCGAUGUUGAGAAGAUCACGCUACUUUCUGCGUCGUUUGUGUACCGCGCCAGGAAGGGACAUUCCUACAACGUCACUUUCUUUGGUACAGAGUACGCAGAUCUGGAGGCGCACCUUUUCUAUCACGUCCACAAGCUCCAGAGGUUUGGUCACGAGACCGUCAUCCUGUCCCUGGUCUUUCUGCAGGAGUUCGCGCCCCUGGUGCUGGAGAGAACCAAGACCUUCCUGGGUCAGUUCGGCAUCACACGCAGUCAGUACCCGGCCAUAGACCACAGCAUUUUCUUUGAAAGCGAUUUUGGGGGGCAAUAGAGAAUACAC
Aplysia californica (California sea hare) is the source of this 897-nucleotide messenger RNA. Its product is annotated as histidine N-acetyltransferase. NCBI's taxonomy places the organism in Eukaryota, Metazoa, Mollusca, Gastropoda, Aplysiida, Aplysiidae. The record is from RefSeq and is a predicted model, not a curated record. Gene Ontology annotation, molecular function: acyltransferase activity, transferring groups other than amino-acyl groups.